This is a messenger RNA of Myotis brandtii (Brandt's bat), 1178 nucleotides long. RefSeq names its product bromodomain testis-specific protein-like. Gene Ontology annotation, cellular component: chromatin; nucleus. NCBI's taxonomy places the organism in Eukaryota, Metazoa, Chordata, Mammalia, Chiroptera, Vespertilionidae. The record is from RefSeq and is a predicted model, not a curated record. Gene Ontology annotation, biological process: chromatin remodeling; positive regulation of transcription elongation by RNA polymerase II.
UCAUAUAAUACAGUCAAGAGAACCUUCACUGAGAAAUUCCAACCAUGAGGAGAUAGAAAUAGACUUUAAAACACUGAAAACAACAACACUGAGAGCUAGAAAAAUAUGUUGCUGCAUGUCUAAGAAAAAGACCAUUAAAACCUCGUGGUAAGAAAAUAAUGAAGCCAAAUGAAGAACUUCAUGCACAGAAAAAACAGGAGCUGGAAAAGCAAUUAGUAGAUGUCAAUAAUCAGUUAAAUUCCAGAAAAUGCCAAACAAAAUCUGAGAAAACGCCAUCAUCCACAGCUGUUGUUGGAAUUGGUUCCCGGUUGAGAGACAGCAGCAGCAGUUCGUCAGAGUCUGAAAGUAGUAGCAGUGAUUCAGUUACUUCAGACAGCAGUGAUUCCGAAUCAGAAAUGUUACCUAAAUUUACUGAGGUGAAACAGAAUGGAACUUCUUCUAAAGAGAAAGUAAAGAUACAGUCUACUAUGCGAGAUACAACCUCUAGCACUAUUGCCCUUUUUCAUCAGACUACACAUUCAAGUGGAACCGCACCAGAUCACCACCAGUUAGCAAUUAAUCAUCAAGAAUUAGAACAUAAACCGAGUGUCAAAAACAUUUCACCUUUACAAAUCCUGCCUUUCUCAGGUGGUUCUGAAAAUCACUUGAAUGGCCUAACUGUGAUGCAUCAGUCUGGGGAUGACACAAUGGUGGUCGAGUCUGAAUGUCAAGUUUCUGUGCAGAAGGAUAUAAAAAUCAAGAAUGCUGACUCUUGGAAAAGUUUAGGCAAACCAGUUAAAACUUCAGGUGUAUGGAAAUCCUCAGAUGAGCUCUUCAACCAGUUUAGAAAAGCAGCAAUAGAGAAGGAAGUAAAAGCUCGAACACAGGAACUAAUACGGAAACAUCUGGAAAAGAAUACAACGGAACCCAAAGUACUUCAAGAAAAUCAAAGGCACCCUGGCUCCACUCUAGAAUCCUUUUCAAAUAAGAUGCCAAACAAGUGCCUUGGAGACCAGCAAAAAGAACAUCAGCAGUCAUUGGAAGUUCAAGAAAACAGUAGACUUGGGCUUCUCAAAGACCAUAAUUUAGAGCAAGAGCGGAGGAGGAGAGAAGCAAUGGCUGAUACCAUUGAUAUGACUCUUCAGUGUGACAUUAUGACAAUGUUUGAAAACAACUUUGAUUAAAACUCAGUUUUUGAA